This is a messenger RNA of Closterium sp. Naga37s-1, 1332 nucleotides long. NCBI's taxonomy places the organism in Eukaryota, Viridiplantae, Streptophyta, Zygnematophyceae, Desmidiales, Closteriaceae. The record is from the annotation of a GenBank genome assembly.
AUGCCGUUCACCGUGUUCGCGCGCAACAAGCGGCAGAGCGGCAAACCGCACCGCGAGGCGUUCCUGCCCGAAGAAUCUCCUGUCCGCGUUCUCUCUCAUCCCCUUCCUUGUUCGCGUCCAGCUGACCGUUCAUCGAAAGAGCCGCUUGUGAUUCGCGAUCUCUCCACCUCCGCUUCCUCCGCGUCGUCCUCCUCUUUUCCCUCGGCCUCCUCCUCCCUCUCCUCCCCCUCCCUCGCGUCAUCCUCCUACCGCGCCACCUCAGUUUCUUCCUCACCCUUGUCGAAAUCCCCAUCACCAUUGUCCAUUACCUCGUCUUUCCUCCUCGCCGCGACUCGGGCGGCUUCUCAUGCCACACCGGACGCGGCGUCUCUCCCCGAAUCUACGUCCCCCUCCACGUCACCUCCAGCGUCACAGUCGACGCAAUUGCCUGAGAUCGAGCCCCUCCCAUCGGCCUCGUCAGCGGCGCGGCUAAUUCCUCUCCCCGAGGCGCACAUUUCUCCGCGCGAAGACCCUUCCGGAAUGUGCUCCGGAGAGCGCGCGCAGCAGCAGGCGCGGUGGGAGCGCAACCCGCCGCUGCUGCUGCUGCACGGGUUCGGAGGACCGGGGUACCAGCAGGGGGGCAGGGGCGGGGACGAUGCGCGCAACCGUGACAAUUCGGGGGAGGGGAAAUGUGGUUUGGCGGGGGACGCCGCCACAGUGCACUGGCACCAGCUGGUUGGGAGCCUGGCUCGGGAUUUCGAGUUGUAUGUGCCGAACCUUGUGUGGUUUGGAGAGUCUGGUGUGGAGGACUGUGAAGGAUUGGAAGGGAGGAGGAGGGAGGGAGUGAGUGAGGAAGUGGAAGAGUCGUUGGAGGUGGAAGAAGGGGAGGAGGAGGACAAGGAGGGGAGCGAGGAGGAAGAGAAAGGGGGGGAGGAGGUGAGGGUGGGAGAAGAGGAGAGGAGCAGGGAUGAGAGCCCAAAGUACUCGAUACAGUUCCAAGCCAAUUGCAUGAUGCGGCUGGCAAGAAUACUCGGAUUGUCAAGGUUCGACGUUCUGGGGUUUGGUUACGCGCCAUCUUCCCCACGGCUACCGGAAACUGUGGCUGAGUUGCGGCAAGCGCAGCACGCAGCGUUUGAAGGCACAUUCUGGGCGCCUGCGUUCCUGUACCGGGAUCUGCUCAAGGUGCUGUUUUCUGGUAGCCGCACCCAGCAGCAGCACUGCUUGGACGAGUACAUUCGAGACAGGCCUCUGAACCCGUGGCUGAAUCCAGUGCUGAAGCAGGAGGUUCUCAUCGUGUGUGGAAGGAAGGAUCCGAUCGCUCCUUUGCCAUUCGGGAAAAUGCUCUUGCAGUAA